CACAGCAGUAGUGAACGUGAGCGGCAGCGGCCUGCUACUGCCCGCAGAAGACUAUAUAAGUCACCUAAGGGACGCCGCCCGAGCUCACUCCCUCAGUAGAGUUUGUCGGGGAGACACCAUGGCGGCGAGGCUCCUGGUUGUCUUCCUGGUAACAGCCACCGCGGCCUCCGAGCACAGUUCCCACGUGGUGGUGAGUGUGGGCACUGAGGCGUACGGCGCCGCGCCCUACAGCUACUACCCACAGUCAGUCUACUACCCCCAGCACUCCUAUGCACACCAGCCCGUCUACCCGCACCACCCGCAGCCCGCCUACGCCCACCACGAGCCCGCCGUGCCCGCCUGCGCCGCCAACACCACCAAGCCGUGGUGCCUCGAGGACUCCGAGUACCCGCUGUACGAGAUUCAACACGCCCUCCAGUACAACGCACACCACGUCCUCGACCUGUACGCCGACGUAGCUGACCUAAACACUGCGCUGUCCGUGGAGCGGCCCAAGACCCUGGACGAGGAGACCUACCUCUGCCCCUCCGCCACCGCCUACGUCAGGCCGCUGCGCGCCAUCAAUACCGAGGGCAAGUGGCGCGUCAUCGUGAACAACGUUGAGGUUCAUUACCAGACCCUGACGCAGACUGCCCGUGUGGAGGAGUGUCUCACCGCCGGCGACGCCUGCCCCCUCGUGCCGGAGUGUUAUGGGUCAACAUGCCUGCAGAAGUCCAUCUACCACCGUUUUCUCGUCUACGACCCUUACGAUUACUACCUCCCCUUCAGCAUUGAGACCUUCGCCCUGCCCUCUAGCUGCGCCUGCCUCCUCUCCGCCUACACUCUCGACCACUAGGCCUAACAUGGCGCCUUUAUACUAAUGCACCCUGUAGAAAUACAUACUGAUUACAUUUA
Molecule: messenger RNA, 894 nt
Organism: Portunus trituberculatus (swimming crab)
Lineage: Eukaryota; Metazoa; Arthropoda; Malacostraca; Decapoda; Portunidae
Product: neurotrophin 1-like
Exons: 2
Coding region: 119-835 (238 amino acids)
Biological process (GO): central nervous system formation; innate immune response; regulation of Toll signaling pathway
Cellular component (GO): extracellular region
Molecular function (GO): growth factor activity; Toll binding
Source: RefSeq, a predicted model, not a curated record